AUCGGUACGUCAGACCUGUUCUACUGUGUUCGGUAUGGGUUAGUACUGGCAAUCUUUGUAAUGACUGCUCCCGUUCGAUGUCCAUCGUGGUGCUACUGCAGGUGUGCUUUGCGAAGGGCACCCUUGGAACUCAGCCACGCGGCUUAACUCACUACGCCGCAAUCUAUAUAUGCAAUUGCUACAACACAACAGACUGCGCUCGGUCGUACAUCAGCCGAAAUAUCGUACAUCUUCAUGAAAAUCAGUAUGUAAGACAACAUAUGACGUUACUACCCCUCGCCCAGAAAUGCCAUGGAAGACCUAAUGCAGAACCGGCAGGUCAAGACUACCACGACUUGGGGAAAUACCCCAGUUGUAUCUUAUCCACGAUUAAGCGGGCUCUUGGGCAACAUCACCCAUGUCACAGUGCGCACGUUGAGCCGCCAAUACUCAUGGUCAUGGCUUGGGAAGACAUGCUUUGUGCUUAUCAUGGUACCAACAGACGGGCGGUACGCCAAGUUGUUGGACAUGCAAAAAGUAUAAAGAACCCGCACUCUACGCAGCUCAAGUACCUCACGCUUUUCAGUUGACCACUUCCUCAGUGGAUCAUCAUCAUGAAGUUCGUACUCAGUCUUGCUUGGCUAUCACUCGCUACGUGUGCCACGAUCCGUAGCCCCCAACCCGUCUCAUAUGAUGGCUACCAGGUCCACCGCCUCCAGUCUACUGGGUCUCAGUAUGCGUCAGCAAAGCGGGCGCUUGCUUCCAUUCCUCACGAGACCUUGAACGAAGUUCGUGGAACUUGGGAUGUUCUCAUUGCACCCGAGCAAUUGGACGCCUUCAAUGCACUGGGGCUCAAAUCUCGAACUCUGCACGAGAACCUAGCCGAUUCUAUUGCCCGAGAGUCUUAUGUCAAGAAGGCCUGGAAGAGGCAAUCGAAUGGGUCCGAAGAUGCGUGGUUUGAUAGCUACCAUCCAUAUGAAGACGUGGGUG
This is a messenger RNA of Alternaria alternata, 969 nucleotides long. RefSeq lists its product as hypothetical. The record is from RefSeq and is a predicted model, not a curated record. Bases 78 to 569 code for a protein of 163 amino acids. The transcript has a single exon. Lineage: Eukaryota; Fungi; Ascomycota; Dothideomycetes; Pleosporales; Pleosporaceae.